Xyrauchen texanus (razorback sucker) is the source of this 2626-nucleotide messenger RNA. Its product is annotated as GTPase HRas-like. Lineage: Eukaryota; Metazoa; Chordata; Actinopteri; Cypriniformes; Catostomidae. The transcript is spliced from 5 exons. Gene Ontology annotation, molecular function: GTP binding; GDP binding; GTPase activity. Gene Ontology annotation, cellular component: plasma membrane. The record is from RefSeq and is a predicted model, not a curated record. Bases 700 to 1263 code for a protein of 187 amino acids. Gene Ontology annotation, biological process: Ras protein signal transduction.
UCCUGUCAGCUACCCAGAGACAUUUACAAAAAAAUACCAAAAUAAAAACAAACGUGAAACAUUUAACUUACUAUUAAGAAAGAAAAACACCUGAACAUCCAAAUAGAGAGAAAAUAAGAAUGUAUGGUACAAUUAAAUAUAGUUUGCAAACAAAAAAGUAAGUAAAUCGGCAGGGUUGAAAUUUUUAUGACUCGUGCAUUUCCGUCCUUUUAAUAUUUCAAACGAAGUUGAUUGGUCAUUUUUCAGGAGGCCGAACAUUGCGGAGAAAUUGGAAAAAGGCAUUACACUACCAUUGGUGUAUUAUUACUUCCGUUUAUCCCUCGUCCAAUAGAAGUCAAGAACUCCAAGCACAGGCUAAACCCCAUUGGUCAGCUUUUCUUGUGAUCCCGCCUGCUCCUCGCCCUGGAAGAGUCUUAGCCGAAAGAAGCUAAUGCCUGUUUGGGCGGAUUUAUUUGGGUUAUAGUACAUUUUGAAUAACGGAGAGAAACAUACUUUAAAUACGAAGCGUUUUAUUUAGUUACAGAUGAAGUUUGUUCAGCUCGACUAAAUCCAGCCUGUCUGUGUCUCAGGGGAGAGUUUACUUGAUCUGAUCGACCGUAAUGUGGCUCUGCGGCUAAUCCUUGGACUUUCAAUACUAUUCACCUCAAAGCGCUUCGUUUGGGCGAGCGGAACCGAUUUAACGUCCACAUACGAGUCAGGAUGACGGAAUACAAGCUGGUUGUAGUUGGGGCUGGUGGCGUUGGGAAAAGUGCACUAACCAUUCAGCUCAUUCAAAACCACUUUGUAGACGAGUAUGACCCUACAAUUGAGGACUCAUACAGAAAGCAGGUUGUGAUUGACGGGGAGACAUGUUUGUUGGACAUUCUGGACACAGCAGGUCAGGAGGAGUAUAGUGCCAUGAGAGACCAGUAUAUGAGGACAGGAGAAGGUUUCCUGUGUGUAUUUGCAAUCAACAACAUCAAGUCCUUUAAGGACGUACAUCUCUACAGGGAGCAAAUAAACCGUGUCAAAGACAGUGACAACGUACCAAUGGUGCUGGUGGGGAAUAAAAGUGACUUGGCCUCUCGUACUGUAGAUAUGCGUCAAGCUCAGGAGCUCGCCAGAAGUUAUGGAGUCCCAUUUGUCGAAACAUCUGCUAAGACACGACAGGGGGUGGAGGAGGCGUUUUACUCUCUUGUACGGGAGAUCCGAAGAUACAAGGAGACAAACCGCAGCAAUAAGAAGAGCAAAAAGCACACGCAAAGACGCUGCACUCUUUUAUAGCAAUACACACAAACAGGCCCGCACUGCACCCCUGUGAUAGCAAUGCACUCAAUGUCACACACACAUACACUACUGUACUGUAGCAUCACACACACGUUUCCUUUUUUAUACUGUUCCCUCUCUUACACUGCCAGCCUUUGAGGAAUAGGAACCCAACUGGCUGUGUGUUUGUGAUAUUGCAGAGUAGCUGAUGUGUUGAUUCUAAACCUCAUUUAGAAUCAUGAUUGUAGAAUUGUCUGUAAUCUUAUUUUGCCACAGUGACAUCAUAUUAUCCAGGGCUUUGCCACAUUUAGCUUAAUAUUUGACUGGAUAAAUUAGUCUGGAUUGGUCUUGUCAAUUUUAAGCUACUGCUUUUGUUGUGUUAAAAGGACCUUAUUUUUGUGGUAGUGUAAUAGCCAUAUUUUAUAACCAGAGGAGCAAGCAAUAUUGACCUCGAGUUUGUAAUUUACGAUGAUGGUUAAGGGAUGUGCUUGUAAGAUGGUAAUGGUUUGCUGCUUUUAAGUAUGCAUCGUUAUGUCUCAUCUCCAAGUUUCAUUGUACAUUUUAAAAAUUCUUUGUUAAUUUGGAUUGUGGUGGAGCCAUAGCUCAUGCAAAUUAGCAAAAUGACCCGCUUGGAGAGUGACCACAUAGAUCAGUUAGAGUAGGUCAGGAAUUGAGGAAGCUAAAAAGUCCCCUAAAAUGUCUGAAACCUCCAGUGGCCUGUGGGAAAGCACAUCCGAGCAAGCAGUCACCACAUUCCAAACCACUAACAUAUUGUGUUUUGUAGACUUUACGAAGUGUAACUUGCCUCAUGCAAUGUGGGAUUUAUCCAGUGAAUGCUCCCUAAGAUUUUCAAUAAUCGCUAAAUAGACACGUUUGUGUUGUUUUCACCUUCUGUAUUUUGGGGAAGGCUUUCAAAAUUCACACUGAAUGUACAUUUCACAGACUUGCCCCCUUUCCCCAUGUUUCUAUUGUCAUUACUUGUGUUCUAGGCCAAAAGUGUCCUUCAUUGUCCAGCCCUUAACAAAAUAAGAAACAAAAUAUAGCCUAACUUCAAAAUUUUGAUCAGCAGUAUUUCAUGAUAAAGUCCUGUAUUUUUUGAGUUUAUACUGAAGCAUUUUAGUUACACAUACAAGCAUUAUUAGUCAAUGUAUUAUGUAAAAGGCCAGCUGUUUCCACCUGCCACAAGACAUUCUUGACUUUAAGGGAAAGAGACCUUUUUCUUCCUGAUUUUUGGAAUGUUUGGAUUUACAGAUGAGACGGUAGUUGUAUGGGUCAGGCUAAACAUGUGACCUAAACUCCUCAUUUAUGCAUUCCUUUUGCCACAGUGAUGAUACAAUUGUAGUUCUAUGUUUUGUGAAUAAAGAGACUUUUGGCUAAAGAG